UUGUACAGGAAAGGGUUAGUGCUGUAGAUGUUAGUAUCAGCUUCCUUCUUUCUAGCUUGAAACUGCAGCGAUCUCUCUGACUCUUUCUGAUAACCAAGGCUCUGUCACUUGUGGACAUACAAUGUGGAGCACAUCCAAUCUAAUAACAAACUAACAAACUGGGCUGUCUUGGCCGAUUUGUAUCCGCACACCCAUGAGGAAACAGUUAACGGUUGCAUAAUUUAUACGUAUGUAUGGUCAUUUCCUGAACUACAAAGAGCUGCCAAAACAACAUCUUCUAACUUGCCUCCCAUCACAUGUGUCUUUUGCAUGCUAUGAAUUACACACAUCACAGCAGGUUGAGCUGGAUGAUUCCUGCAAAGGGUGAAAAGUGUCAGGUGCAACAAGUAUUGUGAUUACAGUGUUCAACUCUGCAGACUUUCAAAAGUCAGCCGCACAAAAAUGAAUGACACCAUGACAAAGUUGGAUAACGCAACCCUGGACAUGCUCAAGAACCCAGUCAUUAUGAUCACCUUGCCAAUUGUGUACACUACGGUAGCUCUCAUCAGCAUUCCUGGGAAUAUUUUCUCCCUCUGGAUUCUCUUCUUCCACACCAAGCCAAAAACAAGAUCAGUCAUCUUCAUGAUUAACCUGAGCAUCACAGAUCUUGCUCUGGCCUGCUGUUUUCCCUUCCAGAUUAUCUACCAUAUUAAUGGGAACCACUGGUCAUAUAGCAAGAAUCUCUGCAGCUUUGUCACUGUUAUGUUUUAUGCAAACAUGUAUUCCUCCCUUGUUACUAUGACCUGCAUCAGUUUGGAACGUUUCCUAGGAGUGGUAUAUCCAAUGUUGUCCCAAAAAUGGACAAAGAAGAGGUACGCCUUCAUUGCCUGCUUUGUAACGUGGCUUCUUGUGUUGCUGGCUUUGUUGCCUCUGAUAACGACUGACCUUACUUAUGAAGUGAAAGAACUGAACAUUACAACUUGUUUUGACGUCCUGAAAUGGAGCAUGCUUCCCAAUCUUUAUGCAUGGGCAGCUUUCCUCUUAAUACCACUUAUUGUCUUUUUCAUCAUUCCAUUCGUGGUGACGGUAAUCUGCUACAUUAGCAUCAUUCGCAAGCUCGUCAAGGCUUCUCACAGAGACGGCAACGGGCAGAAGACCAGGUCUAUCUACUUGGUGGCAAUUGUUCUCUUGGUUUUCAUUAUUUGCUUUGCUCCCAAUAACAUUGUUCUGCUGGGUCACAUGAUCUGCCGUCUCAUGAAAGAGGAGGGUUACUAUCACAUUUACAAAUUGACUUUGUGCCUCAGUUGCUUAAACAACUGUAUAGAUCCAUUCAUUUACUACUUUGCAUCCAAAGAAUUUUAUCAGAAGUUCAUGCAGGUGAUAGGCCGGAAGACAUCGGUGAGUGAUACAAUGGAAACCAGACGGGAAAGUGUUUUUUCAGCCAGGACAAUGUCAAGUGGGCACGCAAUAAAAACGGAUGUGCUUACACCAUGUUUGCAAAGACAUGAAAGUGUUUUUUAGCUCUGUCAUUCAUAUGAAACUGUGGUACUUUUUUUGUUCUAUGGAAUGAACAAUCAACAACAGGAGUUGUGGGAGAGUAGAAAUAGCUCAAAGAACACACCAGUUCAGCUGGGCCUUGAGAUGUAAUUCUUUUGGAGCACAACUCCAACCAGGGUUUGCUCAGAGCUUUAAAAGAAACUCUUGAACAAAAUUUCCAAGAAUUCCCAACCAAUGCUUGAUGGGUUUUGUGAGAGAUAUAGAAUGCACAUUUUCAGGUUUUGAGCUUGUCUUACCAGAGCAAAAUAACAUAUUACUAGAUGUGGGACUUCUUCUCCCAAAGAUAUCGGAAUACCAUAUUCGUUCUUAGCCUCUCCAAAUAUGUUUGAACCCAUGUGAUGUAACAGUAAUAUCAUAUACUUCCUGGCUUACUGCAGCACCCUUUGAUGUAGUGCUGGGAAUGAGAAUCGAACACUUAUCUCAAUGGGUAAAAUAUAUAUUACAUGAGAUGAA
Messenger RNA from Anolis carolinensis (green anole), 1989 nucleotides. RefSeq names its product P2Y purinoceptor 8. Gene Ontology annotation, molecular function: thrombin-activated receptor activity; phosphatidylinositol binding; ubiquitin binding. The transcript is spliced from 3 exons. The record is from RefSeq and is a predicted model, not a curated record. Gene Ontology annotation, biological process: positive regulation of Rho protein signal transduction; blood coagulation; phospholipase C-activating G protein-coupled receptor signaling pathway. Bases 442 to 1500 code for a protein of 352 amino acids. Gene Ontology annotation, cellular component: plasma membrane. Lineage: Eukaryota; Metazoa; Chordata; Lepidosauria; Squamata; Anolidae.